GAUACACUGAGUCUCGGGUCGAACCGGGCGAUAUGAACCGAAGGCUCCCAUUCUAUCGCCAUGAGAGGAUGGUGUCGCUCUCGAUUCCAGCUGCGGGCUCUUCUUCGCCGUUCUCCUCCUUCUCUCUCGACCUUCUCCGUCGAGACCGUCGGGAUCGGGUUUCGAAGGCCCUCUGCUCCUCUCCUACUACUUCUUCACGUGAUUCGAACCCAGAGCCAUCUCCUCAGCGGCCGCAGCGAGUCCUCAGAGGUAAUCAUGCGGGGCUGCGGCUGGAGGAGAGCGUGGAGAUUGGGGCGGAGAAGACCAGGCUCGACUCCUGGAUCUCCUCUCGGAUCCAAGGCGUCAGCCGAGCUCGGAUUCAGUCCAGCAUCCGCUCUGGCUUCGUCGUCGUCAAUGGCCGAACGGUGGACAAGGUUUCACACAUAAUCAAAGGAGGGGACAUGGUUAGCUGCACAGUUUCUGAGUUGCAACCCUUGAGAGCUAAAGCAGAAGAUAUACCUCUGGAUAUAGUGUAUGAAGAUGCUUAUGUUCUUGUAGUAAACAAACCUGCGCACAUGCAAUGGAUUUCUCUGGCUCCUUGCUUGAGUGAAGAGAAUUAUACGAAGUUGGAGGCUUGUUUUUCUGAUUGUCAAGGUUGUUCACCCAGCACCUGGAAAUGUAAAUGGCACACUGAAUCUUCGGACAAUGAGAUGGACAACUAUUAUUUUGAUCAAUCCUCUGUGGAAGGAGUAAGUUCAGAAAAUUCUGAAGCUCUUGUUCGCCCUGGUAUUGUGCACAGAUUGGACAAAGGGACAAGCGGAUUGCUUGUUGUAGCCAAGGAUGAGCAUUCUCAUGCCCAUUUAGCUGAACAGUUCAAGCUACACACUAUCCAUAGAGUAUACAUCAGUCUUACUUGUGGAGUCCCUAACCCAAGUUCUGGAAGGAUUGAAAUACCUAUAGCUCGUGAUUCGAAUAAUAGAAUCCGCAUGGCUGCCGUUUCUGGGACAAGUAACAGUAGACAUGCUCGUUAUGCUGCUAGUAGGUAUAAAGUAAUCAAGGUUCUGGGUGGCGGCGGCUCAUCAUUAGUGGAGUGGAGAUUGGAAACCGGGCGCACUCACCAGAUCCGUGCGCAUGCAAAGUAUCUGGGAAUUCCUCUAUUAGGUGAUGAGGUGUAUGGAGGUACUAAAAGCAUGGCACUGUCGCUGUUGCGGCCAAGAACUUCUUCGAGUCAUCAUGGCCAUCUCUCUCAAAUUUUAUCAAAAGUACAGAGGCCUUGCCUUCAUGCUUCAUUGCUUGGAUUUAAGCAUCCUCAUACAGGUGAGCAUCUACGAUUCUCAUGCCCGCCACCAGAUGAUUUUGCUGAGGUAUUGGAUCAACUUCAGAGCAUAUCUCCUUGCUGAACUUUGCCUGCAUCUCCCACUGUCGACGUCUGCCCAUGACCUCUGUGGUGGUGCACGCGCCCCAUCCCCAGGCUGUUCAAACCCUGGUGGCAGCUGUAGAAUCACCCUGUGCACCUGAAUACCUGGCUUGUUGAAGGCCGCCCGGCUGCUGGCCUCCAUCCACUCCUUGCUCUCGCACCGAUUGUUUCACUAGAGCAACUUUUUCAUGUCCUACAAGAAGUAUCUCAUAUUUUCAGAUUGGAUUCAGGGAGUAAGAUAUGUGAGCCCAACAGCAUAUAAGCUUUUGAAUUUGAGUUCUUUUUUUCAUUUCAUUUCUGCUUUUAUUCUAAAAUAUCCUCUAUUUAACUCCAAAAUAAUAUCUGCAUGUGGCCUACCCUCUUAAGGUUACAUGGGCAAGAAUUUUAACUCUUUUUUA
Phoenix dactylifera (date palm) is the source of this 1794-nucleotide messenger RNA. Its product is annotated as Pseudouridine synthase family protein. The record is from RefSeq and is a predicted model, not a curated record. Gene Ontology annotation, biological process: enzyme-directed rRNA pseudouridine synthesis. NCBI's taxonomy places the organism in Eukaryota, Viridiplantae, Streptophyta, Magnoliopsida, Arecales, Arecaceae. Gene Ontology annotation, molecular function: RNA binding; pseudouridine synthase activity.